Molecule: messenger RNA, 2311 nt
Organism: Myripristis murdjan (pinecone soldierfish)
Lineage: Eukaryota; Metazoa; Chordata; Actinopteri; Holocentriformes; Holocentridae
Product: prolyl endopeptidase
Exons: 15
Coding region: 113-2242 (709 amino acids)
Biological process (GO): proteolysis
Cellular component (GO): cytosol
Molecular function (GO): serine-type endopeptidase activity; oligopeptidase activity
Source: RefSeq, a predicted model, not a curated record
UCGGCCGAGGUGCGCCACACAGAAAGACAGAAACAAAUAAAACAAAUACAAGUAAACCAGCAAACAGACAAACGAGUCAGGGAAACUGAGGGACACUUUUGGACAUUCUGCCAUGGCAUUUAAAUACCCAGCUGCCCGAAGGGAUGAAAGUAAGGUCGAUGAUUACCAUGGAACUCCGAUCUGCGAUCCCUACAACUGGCUUGAAGAUCCUGAUAGUGAGGAGACCAAGGCCUUUGUCGAGGAGCAGAACAAAUUGACGAUGCCUUACCUGGAGCAGUGCGCCGUCCGAGCUCAGUUCCAACAGCGUCUCACCGAGCUCUACGACUAUCCCAAAUUCAGCUGCCCUUUCAAAAGAGGGGACAGGUAUUUCUAUUUCCACAACGAGGGUCUUCAGAACCAGGACGUGUUGUACGUGCAGGACUCUCUGCACGGGCCGGCCACCGUGUUCUUUGACCCCAAUGCUCUGUCCGAAGACGGGACCGUGGCUCUAAAGAUGGGCCGUCUGUCAGAGGAUUGUGAAUAUUUUGCGUACGGCCUGAGCUCUAGCGGCUCAGACUGGGUGACAGUGCAUUUCAUGAGGGCAGAUGACCUCAGCCUGCUGCCUGACGUACUGGAGAGGGUCAAGUUCAGCUGCCUGGCCUGGACCCAUGAUGCCAAGGGCAUCUUUUACAACUGUUACCCACGUCAAGAUGGAAAAGCAGAUGGCACGGAAACCACCACCAACCUCAACCAGAAGCUGUACUACCACGUGAUCGGCACCAAACAGUCAGAGGACAUUCUUGUCGCAGAGUUCCCUGAUAAUCCCAAGUGGCACAGUUCAGUGGCAGUAUCAGAUGAUGGCAGGUAUGCUGUUUUGUCCAUUACUGAGGGCUGCGAACCUGUCAACCAACUGUGGUACUGUGACCUCCAGCAGCUGACCGAUGGCAUCACAGGCCUGCUGCCUUGGGUCAAGCUUGUAGACAACUUUGAGGCGCAGUACUCCUAUGUCACCAAUGAAGGAACUGUGUUCACCUUCCGGUCCAACCUGGAGGCCCCUCGCUAUCGUCUCAUCAACAUAGACCUGCAGAAACCAGACAGGCAACACUGGAGCACACUCAUACCGCAGCAUGACAAGGACGUCCUGGGUUUUGUUUCCUGUGUGAACCAGCGCCACCUCCUGGUCAACUAUGUCCACGACGUGAAGGACAUCCUGCAGCUCUAUGAGCUGGCUACAGGCCAGCUGGUCAGGGACCUGCCACUGGACGUCGGCACGGUGGUCGGUGUGAGCUGCAAGAAGAAACACUCUGGAUUCUUCUACAAGUUCACCUCCUUUACCACCCCAGGCAUAAUUUACCACUUUGACCUGGGCGAGGAAAAGCCAGAGCCGCGGGUGUUCAGACGGGUGGAGGUGAAAGGCAUCAACCAGGAAGAUUAUCUCACCACCCAGGUAUUUUAUCCCAGCAAAGAUGGAACUAAGAUCCCCAUGUUCCUAGUCCACGCCAAUGACCUGAAGAAGGACGGGACUAAUCCUGUCUUCCUGUAUGGAUACGGAGGGUUUGAGCACGCCAUACAACCUCACUACAAUGUUGCUUACCUGCUGUAUGUGAGACACCUGGGAGGGAUCCUGGCAGUGGCCAACAUCAGAGGAGGUGGAGAGUAUGGUCUCACUUGGCACAAAGCUGGUACCUUGGGGAACAAGCAGACGUGCUUUGACGACUUCCAGUGUGCAGCAGAGUAUCUGAUCCAGGAGAAAUACACCACAGCCAGUCGCAUCGCCAUCAACGGAGCCUCCAAUGGAGGGCUGCUAGUGGCCGCAUGUGUGAACCAGCGUCCAGACCUGUUUGGCUGUGCUGUGGCUGAGGUCGGAGUGAUGGAUAUGCUGAAGUUCCACAAAUUCACCAUCGGUCACGCCUGGACCACCGACUACGGCUGUGCUGAUGACCCAGAGCAGUUUAAAUGGCUCUUCAAGUAUUCUCCUCUCCAUAAUCUGCCUCCAGCUCCCUACGCCGGCUCUCCAUACCCAGCCAUCCUGCUUCUGACAGCGGAUCACGACGACCGCGUUGUGCCUCUCCACACCCUGAAGUACUGUGCCGCCCUGCAGCACGGCGUGGGCAGCAGCGCCACGCAGCGCCAGCCACUUAUGGUCAGGGUGGACACGCGCAGUGGGCACGGUGCAGGCAAGCCCACUGCCAAAGCCAUCCUGGAAGACACACACAUCUUCGCCUUCAUCGCUGAGACCCUCGGGCUCAGCUGGAAGGAGUGAGCAGGGAGGAAAAAAAGGAUAAGCAAGAGGGGAAAAACCUCUUUCUUCUUUUUUUCUUUCCAAUUCUUU